This is a messenger RNA of Seriola aureovittata, 7264 nucleotides long. It is a transcript of the gene otol1b, whose product is annotated as otolin 1b. Bases 4593 to 6128 code for a protein of 511 amino acids. Lineage: Eukaryota; Metazoa; Chordata; Actinopteri; Carangiformes; Carangidae. Gene Ontology annotation, molecular function: protein binding. The record is from RefSeq and is a predicted model, not a curated record. The transcript has 5 exons.
CUGUCUGUCUGUGUCAUACACUUGGGGUGGUUGGAAUUGGGUAAACACUCUUAACUUUAUUUUCCCCUGUAAUGAUAAGAAAAUGUAGUUUCCAACAAAAUUCUCAAGUAGACAAUAUUUAUAGAUAUUUAAAGCAAUUUUCCAAUUAAACCAAAAUCCAGGAAUACUUGUGUAUUUUGCUUCUGUAUUGUUGAAUUGCUCAUUUUGAAUUCACAAACUGAGAAAAACAAAAAUUUAAAAAUUGUUAGUGUUUGCCCCACUGAGUAAAAUAUAAGCAUAAUAUAGAUAAAACACGAUGGCCCAUGUGGUAACUCGCUUGGGGAAUAUAAUCACAUCCACAGCAGAGAUCAGAUACAGGAUCACAUCAUUAUGGCUCGAGGAUAAAUUAUAAUUCCUCUCUCUCUAGACUUAUCCCUGUACAAUCAGACAAGGUUUGUGCGGAGAAUGAUUAUGCAAUACUUGCCAUUCUUUGUUGAGACUUAUGCUCCACUUUAUAUCUGAGUUAUGAAUCAGUCAAUAUGAGCGUAGGAGUGGCUGGCCUGAUAAAAACCUGAGUCCAGCGAGGCGUGAACCCUCACCUGGAGCCAAACGCUGACAUGAUCAAUGGACUUUCCAUACAUAUGAAAACAUGUUUCGCUCCCAUUGCCUCACAGUCAGAUUUGGGGAUAUAAUAAGGACACAUGAAUUUGUGCUCCUAAAUAAACUUAUGAGAACACCAUCAUUACCACCUGGAUAUUGUAAAAUGUAAUGGUUCAAGUAAGACAUAAUAUGAGCUGAUAUAUAUUUCUCACAUAUUUCUAAACAAUUACACAAAAAAAUUCAAGGUCUGUACCUAUGAAGAUCCUUGUGCUUGAACAGAAGAUACAAGUCUGCCACCAAGCGGUCAAGCAGAGAAAUAAUCUUGUAGUGCAGAUGACUAUCUGUUUUCUUUCAAAAGGGAAAAUCAUCACAAGUCUCUGAAUCUCACAAAGAAGGCAGCUUAGUAUUAAUAAUCAAGACUGUCAGGUUCACGCUGUGGUUUAUAGGGCUGUGUAGUCGUUGGACAGAGGGACAUUUCAUUAUUGUUUAUAUGCUGCUUUGAAGGAAUGGUGGGAGCACAAGGAGGGCCGUGAGACAGAGCUUUGUAAUUUAUUUUUUAAUAAUAAUAAUGAUAAUCAAACCUGUCUGAUGUUCACAGGGUCAUGGAUUUUGUUAGGUGUGCUACACCUGACCUCUUGGGAGGGAAUUGUGCAAAUAAUCAGUUAAGGAGUUGAGUGUGAAGGUGAAGGCAAGAUUGCUCUUUAUUCUAUGUUGCUUUUAGGGGGGUGUUUGUUGAUUUAUGAGCAUAUGAGGGAAGUAGGUGCACUAGGUAUAGGACGUUUGUUAGGUAUAAAGUGGCAAAGAUACACUGAGGCUGCUGCUGGGUGGUAAAUUAAAGAGUUGGAAGAAGGAGAGGGGGGUAUCCAUCUAUUCAGCUCUGGAGACACAACUCUUGACCAAAGCACACAAGGAGAUGGCAGAACCCUGGUUUUGUUUUAUAGACUUCUGCAGAUACUUGCAUGCUUUGACUUCUCUUCUGUCAUUUCCUCUAUUCAACCACAAAACUGAGCUGCCUUGCCAGCAGUCAGUCACCUGUUAAUGUUGAGCCACACAGUGCUUUCUGCUUGUAGUGAAUUCGUUUUUCAUGUUGUAUUCAAAAAGUAACUUAACCCCAAGGUGAAAUCGAGUGAUUUUUGUCUACUCCACCUUUGCUUUGUGUCAGAAAUCUGCUUUGUUGCACCUAUAACCACACAUUAGAAACAGUGAUCUCGCAGUAUAACACUGAGAAAUCUCCUACAUCACUGCAGCAGAGUGAGAAGUUAAAAUACUGGUGGAAAUCAAAAGCAAGGUUUUCAGCUGGUGUUAGGUUGUUCUUUAAAACAAUAGUUUGACACAGAGUUAGACGAGAAUGAUCGAUACAACUGGUGCCUCUCUGUUAAAUAUAAGGUUACAGCCAGCAGUUGGUUAGCUUAGCUUAGCUUAGCAUGAAAACUUGAAAACAGGGGAAAUAGUUUGCCUGGCUGUGCCUAAAGGGAAAAAAAUCCACUUACCAGGACCUCUUAAACUUUACAUGAUACUGUAUCUCAUCUGUUUAAUCUGUAGAAAGAAAGAAAGAAAAAGAAAAAAAAAAGUAGUUGUAUGGAGGGGUUAUGUACUAAACCAUUUUAGACCUGGAGCAGUCAUCUCUUAAUUCACAAAAGAGGAACCUUAAGUCAUUAUUAUGAUUUCCCUAUAUCUCACAAUCUCUCAAAAUGUUGAACUAUUUAUUUAAGCUAAUGCCUUUGUCAGUAUAAGAAAGAUAAAUCCCACAAAUUCCCUUUAAAUGCAAAAUGUCAAAGUAAGCUAAGGUGGAACUCAAUCAACAAUUAAGUACGAAUAGAUCACACUUAACAGUUUUUCAAUAAAUACAAAAUUAACCCAAGUGUCCACAUAUUAACAACACCAAAUGAUAUCUCAUAGAAUGGAAAAAAUCACACCAACAGAUCACUUUUGAACUACCAACUACCAGUAAAUGUAAAUACAUGUAUUUGUCCUCAAGCAAACUCAUUUCCUUUUGUGGAAAAGGGCAUCGUGUUUGCACAACCAGCUUUGAGUGCAUUAGAAACCAAUCCCUAACAUCAGAGAGGCUUGUCAAAGAGAGUGUUACAGGAGAAGAAGAAAGUGUUUUUGUACUCUGUCUCACUACAUGAGAUGUGUCUUCACUGCCAGCAGAUCUUUUGCCAAAGUCAUUAGCAGCUAAUUCUGCAGGAUCUAGAUUUUCUUUGAUAAGAUCCCACAGUAAAGAACAAAAAACAGUCCAUGGCCUUAUUGGUACGCGUGAGCACAGAUACAGACACUGGCUGGUUGCUGUUAGUUACUAAACGAGUCUCUGUCUUAUUGUCUCACUCUCACCCCCUCUAACUCACUCUAUACACAUUCACUGCAGCUUCAAGAUCUCCUUUACAUGAAUAGGGUUAAUGUAAGGCAAUACACCUCCAUCCACCCAAGUCAUCUUUGGUCCUCUCUCUGCUCGGCUGCGCCCGCUGAGUAAGUUAACUCUUCCUUAUCCCUUGCUCUAUAGUGCGUGUGGAUGGAGGCUGAGGGCAAGACCGGUGCCAGUGUUAAAUGAAUGGACAGGUGAGCGGCGCCUGGGUCCUCUGUGACCAGCUGGGCACCGUAAGCUGACCGCUGCUGUUGUGUGUGGUCUGAAUGGAGCCGAGAUACGAUGGGGUUGAGGUCGGGUAUGGAGAACCCCAAAGGAACCUCUCUCUCAGGACUCAGCUGCAUAUCUUACACUCCAUCUGUUUGUCUUCUAUGGAGGGGCAAGUCAGGGACACUUCACCUGAGCUGCUGGGAAGGAGGGAGAAGAAGAAGAGCAACUACAUGGAGGGGAGGAGAUAAAGAAAAGUGUAUGUGAGAAGAUAAAAAAAUCCUACAUAAACACUGUCUUCUCCUAUUUGGCGGCCCUUUCCUCAUUCCACCAUCACCCCUCUCUGUUUCCCAAGUUCAUUUCCCUUCUUCCUGCUCACUCAUUGCUGGUCAUAGAUCUCUCUGAGCACAUGAGGUCUUUGACAACUGAGGCAUGUCCACUGCUCAAACAUCCAUUGUCACUGGCAAGUCGAGAGUUUCGAUCAGACAGCUCGCAGAAAAUCACUUUUCUACGAAAACCUGAUGCUCUCUCGUUACACCUUAAGAAUGAAUCAUUGUCCAGCCACACAGUUUGAAUCAUAGUUAGAAAAUGUAUCUGCCAGCAGUCUGUGGGGCUCAUGUGCAGUAAGUCGGUCACUGUGACCAGGCAAGCAUUGCAACUGCACUGAUUUAAGGGAGAUAAAUUGGUUCCUUUGACAAACAUCUCAGGUUUAGCAACUGUUGAAUGAGGAGAUUAUCAGUGCUCUUUAGGCUAAAGCUUUCUUCUGGAUGUUCACCAAGUACCAGUAGAUUAUAAAUACUGAGCUCCCUGUGCAAUGUGCCAGUUUGUAGAUCUUGCAGUAAGUCGUUUCAAAGUUAUGCAGAUAUUGUCAUCUAAGUCAACUUGCAAGGUUUUGCGUGGGACUAUACAGUAAAAGACCUAAAAUAAAAAUGGUUUGCACCUUCCUGCUUGCAGCUACAUGUAGAAAGCUGUGCAAACCUGCACUUGAAGAAAGGCUGUUGUAGUGCCCUGGCCUCUGUUACAGAACCCUCUUUGCUUAGCUUUGUCCUACCGUAAGAGCCUGGGUAGUUGGUUGGAUGUUGGAGGAAUGCCUCACAUAUCAGGUGACCCAUUGCCCCACAGCCUUUGCUCCUCACCUAGCUCACAGCGACGGAGUGCUCCUGGCGGGCGCUGUAUCCCGUGUCACAAAAGCACCUUUCUACACAACAGAGGUACAGAGAAUGGGCCACAGCACAGUGGUUCUCCUUGGGUCAGCUCCAGCCUGCCAUAGUUGGAUUUCAGACCUCCCCCUGUGCUUCCAACAAACACCCUCAUUGGUGGAGAUGUUCUUUCGCCCAAGCCUGGCAGAGAUAUCAGAGAGACCUGGAGCUCCUGGUGGUGCUUCCAAGACACCGCUAGAGAGGAUAAAUGACCAUACUACUUAUGCACAACUGGUAGAUGGAAAAUGAAAUUGGUGCAGAACAACAGAGGAAAGGUGUCUUGUAUAGACUCAUCUGUUCUCAGAUCCCAGUCAACCAUGAGGAUUAUCUCCUGUCAGUCAACCCUUGUGGCUGUAGUUGUGGUGGCACUCACUGUGGUGUCCUGCGCUGAAGCUAAGACUACACAAAAGCCAAAGUACCAGUACACCAAGAAGCCCAUUCCUCAUAUCACAGUGCACAGUCCUGUGACCACCAGUAUGCCCAAGACUCUCAAGGCAGUGGCCAGCGCAAAUCCUGUGGAGCCCCACCCACUGCCCACCACAGAGAGGAGCAGCUAUCCAAGUCACAUCUUUCCUCAGCACUACACUGAGAGCACUGAGCCCCCUGGUGUUGGUCAUGAGAACUACACCUUGGAUUACAAUGAGUGUUAUUUCAACUUCUGUGAGUGCUGUCCACCUGAGAGAGGCCCCAGGGGGCCAAAGGGAGACAGAGGCCUAGCGGGGCCACCAGGUGACAGAGGGCUUGCAGGGGCAGCUGGUUUACCAGGACCACCAGGUGUGAGUGGUCCCAUGGGGUUAAGAGGAGACAAGGGGGAUAAAGGUGACAGAGGAAACAGUGGGACAGCUGGGACAGCAGGUGUCCCAGGGAAACCAGGACAAAAAGGUGAUGUUGGCUCAAAAGGUGAGAAAGGUCAAAUAGGGCUGCAAGGUGUCAAAGGUAAUAGUGGAGAGAAAGGGGAACCUGGCCAGAAUGGGACUGCUGGUGAGAAGGGAGAACCAGGAAAAGAGGGGCCAGCUGGACCUCCAGGAGUGGCUGUAGAGCAAGGUCCUAAGGGAGACAAGGGGGAUAAGGGGGAGUGCGGUACAUUUGGGGAGAGAGGACAGAAAGGUGAGCGAGGGGAUCCUGGGUCUCCUGGCAUCCCAGGAGGGAUGGGCAUUCCAGGAAUGAAUGGCAAGCAUGGUUCUCCAGGUCCUGUAGGUGUCCGAGGGGAUCCAGGGCCUCCUGGAUCACAAGGAGAACCAGGGGUGAGUGGGCCUCAGGGACCACAAGGCAUACGAGGGAUGCCUGGGUCAAAAGGGGACAGAGGCUACCCUGGAAUGAGAGGUGAGCGGGGUGUUCGUGGAAUCAAAGGAGCUAAAGGAUCAGGUGUUCCCCAGAAACGCUCGGCCUUCAGUGUGGGCAUCUCUCCGAGAAAGUCCUUCCCUCCCUCUGGCUUCCCAAUCCGCUUUGACAAAGUCUUCUACAACGAAGAGAACCACUUCAAUGCCACUUCCAACAGCUUCACAUGUGUCCAUGCUGGGGUUUAUGUCUUCUCUUUCCACAUCACGGUACGCAAUCAGCCCCUGCGAGCCACACUGGUUGUGAACGGGUCACGGCGGGUAAGGACACGGGACUCUCUGUACGGUCAAGACAUCGAUCAAGCGUCCACUCUGGUGGUGCUGCGGCUGGCGGUGGGUGAUCAGGUGUGGAUGGAGACUCUCAGAGACUGGAACGGGGCGUAUGCCAGCAGUGAGGAUGACAGUAUCUUCUCUGGGUUCCUGCUGUACUCAGACAAGGCCUGAUACUCACCAGUGGUACUGACACUCUUCUUCUACAGUACUGUUCCAACGUGACAUGAGACCAAAUACUGGUGGUGCUACACUUCUAUACUCACUACUUAUGAACUGCUCAAAAGUUGAACUGUACACUCAUCUGAUUGUUUGAGGACUGGCAAUAUCGAUAUGAUGUUUAUUGCAUUAUUAUCUUACUAGUAUCUUCUUUUUUUACCCUCUGAAUAAAAAUGAGAAAACACCCAAACGCUCUUGUUUACAGCUGGUAUACUUAUUUACAAUGUUUUGAUCCACACGACCCUUAUCAGGUAUGUGAACAUGCAUCACAACAGUUCUUUACAUAUAAAUUAUAUAUAUAUAUAUAUAUAUAUAUAUAUAUAUAUAUAUGUUUUACAUAGAGCCGUACAACAGCAUAUAAUAACCCCAAACUAUCGAAUGGUCAAAAAAAAAAAAAAUUACUCUGUGUAUGAUAAAAUUGUAAUAUUUUAACUUGUGAUAAACAUUUGAUAAUUUACCUUGGAUGUCAUCUUUGUGAAGCUGUUGUGAUGCUUGUCCAUAUUCUUGUAGACCAAAACUUUGUUAGUAAAUAUAUCAGCAGUAAGCAUGACAUUUGCAUGUUUUUUCUUAUUUUCUUUAAUUAAAUUUUAAAUUCAAUUUUAAACCUGUUCCUGUGUAACAUACUUCGCUUUUAUUCCUUUAAACCCAUAACUCUGAAAUAUUUAUUGAUAGUCUACCUUCAUUUAUGCUCUCAGUUAAACGCCAUAGCCCCAUGUUACCCUCGCCUCACUUGUUUGACCCAAAAAGCUCCUUAAACCUGUCAUUCCAUCCUGUGUUCCUCUUUUGUCUGUUUCGCAAAUUUUUGUUCUUACACUUUCCCCACGGCUCUCUGUAACGAACUGAAAAUGAAGACACGUGACAUAUGUAUCACGAAUGUGUUGAGUAUACAGAGAAUAUCACUGGGAUCCAUAUUCAAUGUAUUUUUAUUCUUUUUGUUAAUCUGGCAAGAAUUACCUUAUCCCCCUGCAAUUAAAAAAUGUAACACCCAUUGCCAUGUUAUGACAUCAAUACUUCUAAUAUACAAACAGUAUUGCUGUACAAUGGGGUUGUAUAAAGAGAGUGUUGAGUGAAAAUAAAAUCCAGUAACACAU